CGGAAGUGACGAUGGUUUAAAAUGGCGACCUCCGCUAGCCGGCUAGCGUCACGCUGUUUUGCAGCAUCCGUUAUUUCUCAAAUAAACCAUGGUUGUGUACCGGUGGUAUCCGUCAGGCAUGUGUCGCUUUCGACAGCGUCCUCGCCCACACACCGGGGAUGGUUAGCAGCUAAUUUGAUGUUGUGGAGACACGGAAAUGCGGUGACAUUGAACCGACUGACAGUACCCAAGCGUCUCCAUGUCACCACUGACCGAUGUUUCCACUCCAGCAGCAGAUGUGCAGACAAGCAAGACUUCUACGAGGUACUGGGAGUUGCCCGCACGGCUUCUCAGAAAGACAUCAAAAAGGCAUAUUAUCAGUUGGCAAAGGAGUACCACCCAGACACAAACCCAGAUGACCCUCAAGCCAAAGAGAAGUUUGCCAAGCUGGCUGAAGCCUACGAUGUGCUGAGUGAUGAGCUGAAGAGAAAGCAGUAUGACAUGUACGGCUCGGCAGGCUUCGACCCGAACCGUGGAAGCCAGCAGCAAUAUAGAGCGGGCAGCACCACUUUAGACCCGGAGGAGCUCUUCAGAAAGAUCUUUGGGGAUUUCACUAGCGGCUUCAGGGACGUGAACAGCAUGUUUGAUCAACGACCUGAGUUUGUGAUGGAGCUGACGUUUGCCGAAGCAGCGAAAGGCAUCGCCAAGCAGCUGUCUGUGAACAUGGAAGACGACUGCCCGAGGUGCGGCGGAAAGGGCAGCGAACCAGGAACCAAAGUGUCGCACUGCCAUUACUGCAAUGGCACCGGCACGGAGUCGCUACACACGGGCCCUUUCAUGAUGCGCAGUACGUGUCGGCGCUGCAGCGGUAAAGGCAUCAUCAUAGUCACGCCUUGCGCUCUGUGCAGAGGUUUGGGUCAGGCCACAAAGAGGCAAACUGUUACAGUGCAAGUUCCUGCUGGGGUAGACAAUGGGCAGACUGUGUGCAUGUCUGUCGGCAGUAAGGAAAUCCUCAUUACCUUUCGGGUCCAGAAAAGUCCUGUGUUCAGGCGAAAUGGAACCGACAUUCACUCAGACGUAAGGAUCUCCGUGGCACAAGCCAUCCUUGGGGGCAUGGCCACCACCCAAGGCCUCCAUGAAACCAUCAGCAUACUUGUUCCCGCUGGCUGCCAAGCGGAUGAGGUGAUCCGUCUGCAGGGGAAAGGUAUUCGACGGAUCAACAGUUACAGCUACGGUGAUCACUAUGCUCACAUCAAGAUCAGAGUGCCCAAGAAAUUGACGCGGAAGCAGCGAACUCUGAUGCUAAGCUAUGCCGAGGAUGAGAAUGAUGUUUCUGGGACUGUUACUGGUGUCAAGCGGUCUGCAGCAGGGGGAGACAGUGCUUCAGGCGCUAGUGACAAGAGGAGCAGCUCAGCUGAGGUGGAGGAUAAGCAGCCACAGCAGAAGCAAGAGGAGGAGGGCUUCUUUUCUAAACUAAAAAAGAUGUUUAUCUGAAAGUAAUCAGACAGCCAAAAAAAGUCAACACGGCAAAAGAAGAUGAUUUAUUGCAGUACCAGGAGGAAGCAUGAUGAGGCAGUUCUUCAAACUGCAGUUGGGGAUCUCGUCGAGCAGACGCCAGCCAGAGUGGCCCACUGGUGAACCACCGCUACCUCAGUCUGGAGAAGACGAGCACGACUGGCCUCCACACAACAGUCUGAAGGUUGAACAGAGUGAUGGAAGGUUUGUGGACGUUCAGACUUGUAGAAAACCUCUUGUAACACCCAAUGUUUUACUGUUGUACUUACAGUGUAAUAAAUCUAAAUCUAAAUACAAGUCAGAAAUGGUUCCACUUUAAAUCAUUUAAGCUAUACACAUUUAAGUACAGUGGUGUUUUUUGGACUCUCAAGAUUUAUUUAAGUUAAAUGCAGAUCAUGCAUGUGGUCUGGUUUGGUACCACAGGGAAUGUUCUGUUCUUAGCAUGUCUUGUGCGGUUUAUAAUAGACAAGCAUCCCAAUAAAAGUGUUUGUACAUGUUGUAGACAAACCAGUGCUACUCAUGUCUGCUGUGGCUACAAAAUGUUAGUGUUUCAUGGAGAUACAGAAACUUUUU
Messenger RNA from Entelurus aequoreus (snake pipefish), 2067 nucleotides. RefSeq names its product dnaJ homolog subfamily A member 3, mitochondrial-like. Gene Ontology annotation, biological process: mitochondrion organization; protein folding; response to heat. Bases 22 to 1473 code for a protein of 483 amino acids. Gene Ontology annotation, molecular function: ATP binding; heat shock protein binding; protein kinase binding. The record is from RefSeq and is a predicted model, not a curated record. The transcript is spliced from 12 exons. Gene Ontology annotation, cellular component: mitochondrion. NCBI's taxonomy places the organism in Eukaryota, Metazoa, Chordata, Actinopteri, Syngnathiformes, Syngnathidae.